AUGUUCCUUCGCCCAUGUUUGCUGGUCCGGUGUCGAGUAAAAGCUCCUAAAGCACUAGGAAUCCGUUUGUAUAGUAACUUGAAAGACAAUGAUAAACCGCGACCUAACCCUAUCAUGGACAACACGAAAGCAGAAUCGCUAAAUCCGUACUUAUCCACAAUACGCCAAAAGUGGGCCAUUUCUACUAAACAACUCAAACAUUUCUCAUCCCAAGUCAAGAAGCAUGCAGAUAAAGCCAAGCUAGCCAUUCAGGAAGCUAAUCAAAAACUUCUGGCAGCCGAGCAAAAGGAAAAGGAUAAUAGACUGGGCUUCGAUACAGAUGUGGAGACUAAGGGAAGAAUCGAGGGCCUUCCGUCUGAAAGAGAACGAUCAAGAACCAGAUGGGCCAAGAAACUGGAGUUUUAUUUCGACUCUUUGCAAGAGACAAUAUUUACGGCCACUAGGGCCUUAAAUGACGUUACUGGUUAUUCUAGUAUCCAGAAAUUACGGAAAAGUAUCGAGCUUAUGGAAAGACAAUUAGAAACUACUAAACUGGAUGUGAGAAACUCCAAAUUGCUGUACAAUGCGGCAAUCGAAGUUCGCGCCAAAUCUCAGAGCGAAGUUAGCGAAUUACUGCAACGAAAGAACUCUUGGUCUCCACAAGAUCUUGAGCGGUUUACACUUUUGUAUAAAGACGACAGCCUCAAUUCAAAGCGCGAAGAAGAGGCUAAGAAUCGUUUACAAGAAGUCGAAGCUCGAGAAGAGGAACUCUCUGACAGCUUGUAUCGAGCAAUAUUAACACGUUAUCACGAAGAGCAGAUAUGGUCCGACAAGAUUCGGAGAACCUCAACCUGGGGAACCUUCAUACUUAUGGGUAUGAAUAUUUUACUCUUUUUGGUGUUUCAAUUACUGUUAGAGCCUUGGAAGCGGCGUAGGCUUGUUGGAAGUUUUGAAGACAAAGUUAAACUAGCACUUGAUGAGCAAGCAACUUUGCAAAGCACACGCUUGACCGAAAUGUCUGACUACAUUUCUACUAGCCUCGAUAAGAACGCGUAUCAAGGCAAACAAUUUGCAAUGACUGAAACUAUUACUCCAGAUAAGUCACCACAGCAAAAUGAAACCAUUUUUCAAGGGCAAUCAGACUUAAGGUCACUCGAAAAAUACUGGCCCUAUCUGCCGCAUAUAAUUGCUCGUCAAUUGGCAAAUCUGUCAAUCUGGACUCAAAAUUUCGUGAAAAAACUUUAUCAAAUUCCAAAAAAGCAGCUUGAUGCUACAUCUGCAUUUACGACUGUCGAACUCUAUGUGUACGGCAUGUUGUUCGCAUCAAUAGGCUACGCCACUUCUGCAUUACUGUGA
Molecule: messenger RNA, 1335 nt
Organism: Lachancea nothofagi CBS 11611
Lineage: Eukaryota; Fungi; Ascomycota; Saccharomycetes; Saccharomycetales; Saccharomycetaceae
Source: the annotation of a GenBank genome assembly